AUGUUACAUUUUCUGGUCCUGAUCGUAGGUUGGCUAUUAGCCAUCGGCAAUGCAGCAAACACUUCCACAUCACGUCUCUACACACUGGACGGUCGCAUCGUUGGGGGUGAGAAUGCCGAUAUCACAGACUUCCCCUAUCAGGUUUCUGUUCGCUACUUGGUUUCACACAGCUGUGGCGGCUCAAUAUUGGACACUGGCGAUGAGAAAACUAAGGGCUUAUAUGUUGUUACAGCGGGUCAUUGUGUUACGCCCACCUUACCACGGCAGCACAGCAUAAAAUAUGGUGUAACGAAGUACAAAGAUGUAUCCGGUGGCAUAGCGUUUGUCGACCGCAUCUUUCGACAUGAGCAAUACAAUGCAAAUACCAUCGACUAUGACAUUGCUUUGAUCAGACUGAUGACGCGCAUACCAUUCUCUGACAAAGCACAACCGAUACGAAUGGCCAACGCGACACCGCCAGCCGGUACAGCCGCCGUGGUAACUGGCUGGGGUAGUGGACAGGAGGGCGGCCAACUGUUGACUGCAUUGCAACAAGUGAGCGUUGAAGUAGUUGAUCACAGCGAAUGCGAGCAGCAGUAUGCGCCAUAUACUUAUAAUACCGUAACAGAGCGCAUGUUGUGUGCGGGCGUACCUGAGGGUGGCAAGGAUGCGUGUCAGGGCGACUCCGGUGGGCCGUUGGUGGUUGAUGGAGAACAGGUGGGUAUUGUGUCGUGGGGUAUCGGCUGUGCGCGCCCUAACUUGCCAGGAGUAUACAGUAAUGUGCACACGUUAAGGACAUGGCUGUAUAACAAGUAUUAA
Anastrepha obliqua is the source of this 798-nucleotide messenger RNA. Its product is annotated as trypsin alpha-3-like. The record is from RefSeq and is a predicted model, not a curated record. Gene Ontology annotation, molecular function: serine-type endopeptidase activity. The transcript has a single exon. NCBI's taxonomy places the organism in Eukaryota, Metazoa, Arthropoda, Insecta, Diptera, Tephritidae. Gene Ontology annotation, biological process: proteolysis. Bases 1 to 798 code for a protein of 265 amino acids.